GUGCCUGGCGCGAUUGCACCCUUUCCCCCCCUGUUGGCCAAUAGGAUUGCUUGGUCCCUCUCGCCUCAGCGCUCUCUCCCCGUCACUGGACCAGCACCAGUACUCGAGUACUCGUACAUGUACUGUACCGGUACCGGUACCGGUCCCUUCCCACCCCUCCGCGCUUGUGAAGAAGGCUCCUCUCCCUUCUCUUCGCGCCCGCCUUUUCCUUUUUCCUCCCUUUCACCUUGUCCACUCGUUUCAUUGUAGAGUACUGGUACUCGUACUUUACACCUGGUGUGCUUGCUGCCUUUUCGGUAUAUCUUCCAUUCCCUUUGCUGCUUCCCUGACGGGCCGGGUCCUCGAUAACACAUCUGCUGCCGCGUUGCCUCCCUUCCCACUCACGAGGAGUUGCAUUCUCGUCCACUCGUUGCCGUGUCUGCAUCUUUCUGCGAUUUCACCUGUCCUCCUAUCACCAGGUGCCCGUCCGCUCAUUUGAACAACAUAAUCUCAAUUUCCCCACUGUAAUAACCCGCUCUGGUGUUGCACGCCAUACAUUUUCGUCCAUCGACAGAUAAUACGUUGCCAGUCAACGACCCGUCCGAUCCAUCACUCGCACACUCACUCCCUUCAAUCGCCGAGGGGACAGGGAGGGAAAGAGAAUACAGGAAAAUCUUCAUCGACAGGAACAAGUGAACAGUUUCCCUGGAAAGGAGAAUACUCCGAUUUACUUGUCCUUGGGGAAAGGGAUACGGUAAGGGAGAAGGAUCACGUUUGCUGUCCCACCCUUGUUAGCCGGAGUAGACGAAGGAGGGUCACUCAAGUGCAUAUAUUAUCACCCACAUCAAACCUCGUCAGGGUUAAGGGGAGAGAAGAAAACCGACUGCUCGAGUGCGGGAAACUGCCUACACCACGCACCCACCCAUCGUCAGCAGACAAGCCCCGCACGCUUUCUUUUUCUUCUUCCUCUGGCUACUUCACGCUCUUUUCACCUUUCCCCCCCCCUCCUCGCUGGGUCGCUCUUUUGCCAGCCUGGGUCACUCCUACACCAUCUUUUAGCACCACCCAAGAGGCUAGAAAAGUUACCUGUCCCUUAUUUCCUCCUCAUUUCCCCCGCAUUAAUCAAGCAGACGGGAUUAUCCACCCUUCUUAUCCUUCUUUAUAUAAAAAAAGUCAUCACCCAUUUUCAAGACAAAAAAAACCGUUUGUAUCUCUACCCGGGACAUAUCCAGACGACAACGACCAGACAAGAUGGCAAUCGGCAGGGCCCUCACCAAGAAGCCGUCGAAAUACAGCUUCUCGACGUCGCCGACGGAAGCGCAAUCAAAGCGCGGCUCAAUUUCAAAGAUUCAGAUCUCGGCGCCUGUAGAACUAAUCAGCACGACAAACAUGAUCAGCUAUACCUCUCCAUCGCUGCGCUCAUCGAUAUCGCACCCAUCACCACCGACAUCGAGCACAAGCACAAGCCCGACGUCAUCCAGAUUCCCCCCAUCCUCACCAUCCUCCUCAUCGGCGAGUUCAAACUCGGGUUCGGACUCGGAAAUCUCCUCUCCGGACGAGCCCUCCCCACUGCCGAAUCACCUUUCAAUGUACUUUGCCCCAGCCAUUCCCGCCAGAAGCAAAUCUCGCCGUACAGCUCCUCCUCCACCUCCCCCGGCUCACCCAGCACCCGCACCGGUCGCAGGGUUGAGCCUGACCCGCACCCGCAGCCAGCAGAAGAUGCACUCCAGAGGCGUCCGCGCUUCGAACCCGUUUGGCGUGGAAUUGGCCAAGGUUGCAGAGAUGGCAGAAGACAUUGGUGUGCAGGUUCUAGAUGCGGAUGAGGAGUUCAUGGUGGAGCAUGGGUUGCAGAAGUUUUCAGCCGAUGAUUACGCGGCCGAGAUUGAUGGGGUGUUUGACGAUAUGUUCCCGAACCUGGGAGCUGGAUGGAUUUAGGAUUGUUCUCUCUCUCUCUCUCUCUCUUCUUUUUUGUCUUGGUGUCUGGUGAAUGGGAUUGUUGGAGAAGGGGAAAAGAGUAGAUUGAUGUGCCAAAUUUGUGGUUUUUUUUCCGGGGCAAGUACACUCAAACUCAUCACAGACUGGGAAAGGAAGAGUCUGCUCGUGUAUUGUCUAACAUCUCCAGUUUUGACCUUUUUUCCCUUUUUUUGACUUAAUGUUUUCACUUUAACUCUUUUUUUUGGCUGUUUGCGCUUGAAGCAUGAUGCCUGUCUACAGUACCGUACCCAUCGCAGCUAGUCUGCCCCAUUCUCCUAUAUCCUGUCUGUCUGUCUCGUGCAACUUUUUCGUCUUUUCCUCGCUCAUCUCAUGAUACCACUCACUCCUACACAAUCCUUUUUGUCUAUUAUUAUUAUUUUCCUCUUCCUUUCCUUGGGAGUACGGUUCACGGCGCGAUAUGUAAAAGCCUUUUUUUCUUCCCUGUCUUUAUUUAUUUCCAGUAUUUACUUAUUUUUUUAUACUUAUUCUUUACAUUUUUUAUCCCCUCGCAGAAUUAUGUACUUGUAUAUAGAACGUUGUUGACUUUGGCGGUGUUUGGCUCUUAAUAAAGGGUGUGGAAUUUUUG
Molecule: messenger RNA, 2539 nt
Organism: Tuber aestivum (summer truffle)
Lineage: Eukaryota; Fungi; Ascomycota; Pezizomycetes; Pezizales; Tuberaceae
Source: the annotation of a GenBank genome assembly